Molecule: messenger RNA, 960 nt
Organism: Phalacrocorax carbo (great cormorant)
Lineage: Eukaryota; Metazoa; Chordata; Aves; Suliformes; Phalacrocoracidae
Source: RefSeq, a predicted model, not a curated record
AUGCUGCAGCGCGUGCUCCUCGCCGCCCUCACCCGCUGCGGACGCUGCUCCGAGCAGGGUCUCGAUGGGGUGCAGCGGGUGGUCGGUGGGACUGAGGCGCCUUUGCACUCCUGGCCCUCCCAGAUCUCCCUCCAGCAUUACUCCAGUGGCAGCCGGCAUCACACCUGCGGAGGGUCCCUCAUCCGGGAAAACUGGGUGAUGACGGCAGCCCAUUGCGUGGAUCGUAACUUGAAAUUCUGUGUCGUGGCUGGCGAUCACAACCUCUACGCGAAGGAUGGCAGCGAGCAGAUCUUCAGCGUGCGCAAGAUCAUCAUCCAUCCCUACUGGAACAGCAACAACGUCGCUGGGGGCUACAACAUCGCCCUGAUCCGCCUGUCCAGCUACGCGACCCUGAACGGCUCUGUGCAGCUGGCGGUCCUGCCCCAGGAGGGGUCUGUCCUGCCCAACUACUACCCCUGCUACAUCACGGGCUGGGGUCUCACCCGCACCAACGGGCAGCUCUCCGGCGUCCUGCUGCGGGCGUACCUGCCUGUGGUAGACUACCAGGUCUGCUCCAGCUCCUCCUACUGGGGCUCCACCGUCAAGCCCACCAUGGUCUGCGCCGGCGGUGACGGCAAACGAUCCGGCUGCCAGGGCGAUUCGGGCGGUCCCCUGAACUGUGUGGUGAACGGGCAGUACCAGGUCCACGGCGUCACCAGCUUCGUCUCCAGUCUGGGCUGUAAUGUCGAGCACAAACCCACCGUCUUCACCCGCGCCUCUGCCUACAUCUCCUGGAUGACGAAAGUAAGGCGGCGGCGGGGCUCGCGCGGCCGUGGGCUGAGACCUGGCGCUAUCGUUGCACCGAUGCGCUGGCUCUAUCCCUGCUCAGCUCGACCAUUGCUUUGCUUCUCCUUCCAGGUGAUGGACAAGAACUGAGCGGUGGCAGAAGAGCCCGGUCGCCGGCCCGGGCGAUGGACGUCA